Molecule: messenger RNA, 1155 nt
Organism: Daucus carota subsp. sativus
Lineage: Eukaryota; Viridiplantae; Streptophyta; Magnoliopsida; Apiales; Apiaceae
Product: protein CURLY FLAG LEAF 1
Exons: 2
Coding region: 181-894 (237 amino acids)
Molecular function (GO): protein binding
Source: RefSeq, a predicted model, not a curated record
ACCCCUCAAACAAAGCGUUAGCUACUUUGCUUUUGUUUGAACUCGUCAAAUUUAACCCUUUCAAAUAUUCUUUCUCUCAUCAGCCCCUCCCUUCUAUAUAUCCGCCUCUCCAUUUAUUAUGAUCCGAAUUUACACAUUUCCACUUUUAUUAAUUUCUACUUAGCUGUAGAAAUUUAUACAAUGUCGUCAGCUCCCAACAUGGCCACGAUCACGGCUUCCCUCGAAAGAUCUCUCCAGAACUGCUCCAUAAACAACCACCACCAGAGGCCCGGCGCCAACGGUCAUGGACGAAGAAGCGGAAGCGCCGCUUCUUCGUUCAUGACUAAUAACGAACCAGAAUCCGCGGAAAAUCAAAAUCAGAGUCAUCGUGACUACGUCUAUUCUAAUUCGAAUAGUUUUUAUGCUCACCGCGACGACGACGCUGCCCUGGACCUCAAUUCCCAUCUCUCUCUUCCUUAUCAGUGGGAACAAUGCCUCGAUCUAAAGAGUGGGGAGAUAUAUUACAUAAACUGGAGGACUGGAAUGAAGGCUAAGGAGGAUCCGCGGACGAGUCACCGAGAAAUGAUUGGUGAUCAUCAUUAUGAUAACUACUACACUGAUGAAGAAGAGGACGAUGAUGAUGAUGAUGAAGAAGACGAAGAAGAAGAUGAUAGCAGCAGCAGCAGCUCGAGUGAAGUGUACUCACCACCGGAAGUAGAAGCAGUAUCGGAGUCAGCUUCUUGUUCGUCAUCAUCAUUAUUAUCGAGAGGCGAGGAGCUGAGGAAUAGUAAGGAUGAACGAAGCAGGCAAGUACUAGUGGUGGCAGGAUGCAAGGUGUGUUUGAUGUACUUCAUGGUCCCUAAACAGGCCCAGCUUUGCCCCAAAUGUACCUCUGCUCAACUUCUUCACUUUUAGUUUUAUUCAUUCACAUGUAUCAAACUCUACCUAGCUGGCUAGCUUCUGUUCAAUCCAUUUCUCUCCCCCUCCCCCUCUUGUUUCAUCAUUAAAUGUCAAUGCCUCCUUUUCCUGAUUGCUAUGUUUUAGAGGUUUCAUCUGGUCGUGUACGAAUUCAUGUUCAAUUUAAUGUCACUAUUAAUUACGCAAGAAUUAAUAGGACGAUGAUUAAUCGAUGCCUGUUCUUAUUAUUACUAUUAUUAUUGUUUCUCUCGUUCUUAA